Messenger RNA from Oryzias melastigma (Indian medaka), 2418 nucleotides. RefSeq lists its product as uncharacterized. NCBI's taxonomy places the organism in Eukaryota, Metazoa, Chordata, Actinopteri, Beloniformes, Adrianichthyidae. The coding region runs from base 89 to 1828 and encodes 579 amino acids. Gene Ontology annotation, cellular component: membrane; Golgi apparatus. The transcript has 21 exons. The record is from RefSeq and is a predicted model, not a curated record. Gene Ontology annotation, biological process: retrograde transport, endosome to Golgi.
GUGUUACGUCAGCCGGAACCCGGAAGUGUGCAGCUUGUUGUGAGCUGGUGAUUCCACGGCUGCUGGUUCCGUCCCGGGUUUAGCUGAAAUGGCAGGUUCGGGUCGGUCCGUGUCCGCCGCCCUGCUCGUGCUGGUGCUGGCGGGCAUGAGCGGGCGCGCCUCCGCGGUGUCCGAAGUGGGGACGUGGAUGCUGACCGUGGACAGCGAGAGCGUGAAGAUGCAGAAUCUUUUCUUUUUCACCAAAACUCUGUUUAACAACAGCAUCAUCAGCCUGAAAGUUGUGUCACAGAACUGCUCGGCGUCCCCUCCCGUCCUGCUCAAAGUCUCGUGGUAUCUGAGGAGCUCGCACUGCUACAAAGAGAUCUUCCACGAGGACGCAAAGUCCAACUAUUUUAAGAGUUACUUCAAAUCCGAUGAGGUGCGAUUGAAAGGAGGAAGCGGGUAUUUCGUCUUCCACGAGUAUCCCACCUUCAACUGCAGCUUCAACAAGAACCUGGACGUGUUCAGCGUGGGCAAGUAUGACCAGAAGAAGCAUCUGAAGGAAAUGCAGCAGAACCCGCUCGCCACCGAGAAGGCUUCAGGGAGGAGAAAGAGGAGCCCGGAUCUCCCAAAACCAAAGCUGAACGCAUCAGGAAACUCCUCCUCCAAACAGGCGCCCGUCCAGCCUCACUCGGAUGGCGUGGCUCAGACCUGGGAGGACGGGCCGUACAUGUUCAUCCUCAGCAUCGAAGACGUCAGCAAGAACCGUCCCGCCGACGCCCCCUGGAGUCUGCAGAUGCGGAUCAGCAUGAAGGGUCCUCACGACUACAUCUCCGCCUCCGAGUGGCCUCUGAUGGUGUUCUACAUGGUGAUGUGCAUCGUCUAUGUGCUGAUGGCGGUUCUGUGGCUGGUUCUGUCCGCCUGCUACUGGAGAGACCUGCUCAGGAUCCAGUUCUGGAUCGGAGGCGUCAUUUUCCUGGGCAUGCUGGAGAAAGCCGUGUACUACGCCGAGUACCAGAGCAUCCGAUACGAAGGCUUCUCGGUCCAGGGGGCGGUGGUGUUCGCCGAGGUGCUCUCGUCGGUGAAGAGGACUCUGGCCCGGGUGUUGGUCAUCAUCGCCAGCCUGGGAUACGGCAUUGUGAAGCCCCGCCUCGGUGCUUUGAUGCACAGAGUCGUGGGCGUCGGCCUGCUCUACCUCAUCUUCUCCGUCAUCGAGGGAACCCUGCGGGUCAACACCGACCGUGGAGAUAACGGCAGCAGUAUGAUCAUUUGUCAGAUAGCGCUGUCCCUCAUUGACUCCUGUAUUGUCUGGUGGAUCUUUGUGAGUCUGGCUCAGACCAUGAAGCUGCUGAAGCUGAGGAGGAACGUGGUGAAGCUGUCGCUCUACAGACACUUCACCAACACGCUCAUCUUCGCCGUCAUAGCUUCUGUCAUUUUCAUCGCUUGGGCCACCAAGACCAUCACUCUGUCCGUGUGCCAGGCUGACUGGAGGGAACUGUGGAUCAACGACGCCUUCUGGCGCUUCCUGUUCUCCACCAUCCUGCUGGUCAUCAUGUUCCUGUGGCGCCCGUCGGCCAAUAACCAGAGGUACGCCUUCAGCCCGCUGGUGGACGAGGAGAGCGAGGAAGAGGAGAAGGAGCCCAUGAUGAACGAAGCUUUCGAGGGGAUGAAGAUGAGGGGCAUGAAGGUGGAGACCAACGGCACGGCCAAAGCCAGCAAAGUGGAUGAAGACCUGAAGUGGGUGGAGGAGAACAUCCCGUCAUCCAUGGCGGACGUAGCGCUGCCCCCCCUGCUGGACUCGGACGAGGAAAUCGUGACGACCAAGUUUGAGAUGUCCAAAAUGGAGUGAAUGGGACGAGAAGUUAGAGGAAAGACUGUCAGAGGAUGAGGUUGCCGCUGGAGGCGGAGCAAAUGAAGGCGUUGACGAGCACGACGGAGGAGCUGCAGGGAGGAGGCGGAGCGAGGCGUCCUCAUCCCUGAGUUUAGGAGCUUCGGAAGCUUUGGUGUAAAUACGGCGGCAUCAGAGACGAUCACAGCGGCACGCCAGCCUUUUACUGUCCUUUUUGUUUCUAUUUAAUCUGUGUUCACGCUUUAUUUUGGCGAGCUUCCUCCGCUGCAGAAUGCCCCCCGCCCCUUCAGGAGUUUUGUUUUUUCUCUGCUUCGCCACGGCGUGAAGCGCGGCGCCGUGAAAGCUCCUUCCUUUCUGUUUGUGGUUGCAGGUGCUCCGGGUUGUCGUGUUCCUUCAGCACCGAGAUGUUCUGUCUUUGUGUGUUUUUUAAAGAGCUGAAACCACGACGGUCGCGUGCUGUGAUGAGUCCUCGGCUGGUGUGAAUGGGAUCAGAUCCACUGAAACCUCGGGACUGAAACGGGGUGGUUUCGUGGAAACAGAUUUAUUAAGAUGUGAAAAAGUUCAAAAAUUAAACAUUUAUUGACACAAAA